Arachis ipaensis is the source of this 1820-nucleotide messenger RNA. Its product is annotated as MIZU-KUSSEI-like protein (Protein of unknown function, DUF617). Gene Ontology annotation, biological process: hydrotropism. NCBI's taxonomy places the organism in Eukaryota, Viridiplantae, Streptophyta, Magnoliopsida, Fabales, Fabaceae. The record is from RefSeq and is a predicted model, not a curated record.
UUCCCAAUAGGUAGGUGGGGCUGCUCACCUUCCUUGAGUCAGAUUCUCUUGCCUGUCCUUCAAUAGCACAAAACCUGACAAAAUAUAUUUUAGAAAAAAAAUUAGAAAAGUUGUUAGAAAUGAACAAUAAAUCACCCAUUAAAACACACUACCGGGAAGCCACAAAGAAGAAACCAAAAUAUCACCUCUCACAAACAGAAUCACAUCACAUUAUCCUUAAUGCAAAAAUGCUUCUCUUUAUUACCCUCCUUUGCUUUCUUCAACCUCAUGUGAUGUAAACUCAUUCACAUAGCAAAGAUUUCAACCUCAAAAGGUAGAACAGAGUACCUUUCUUUUUUAAUUCUGUUUUCUUUCCAUGUUGUUCUUUUAUUAUGAAGACAAUAAUGGCAGCCAAAUCCCCUCAUGAAUCAUCUUUCUCGUUCUCACGGAGGUACUUCCAUUGGAAGAAGAAGCCACUGGAUGAAGAUGACGACGACGAUGAGGAAGAAAUCCUCAAAGUCAGCUCGUCUUCACAUUUUUGUGAGGUCGAUGACGACGACGAUGAUAACAACGACGAUGGUCAGUUCAAGAUCGACGUGGCACUGGAACUGAAGCAUGCCAAGCAGAACAAAAAGAAGCACCCGAAAUCGAAGCUGAAGUCAGCACUCACAGUAUUCACGAAGAGCCGUUCACUUAACACGUCAUCAUCAGGGCUAGGCACGCGCGUGGUUGGCACGCUCUUCGGACACCGUCGUGGCCACGUCCACUUCGCAUUCCAAGAAGAUCCAAAGCUUCAGCCUGCCUUCUUGAUCGAGCUGGCAACACCAACAAGCAUCUUGGUGAAGGAAAUGGCUUCCGGAUUGGUGAGAAUUGCGUUGGAAUGCGAGAAGAAGAACAACAGCAAGGGGGCGAAGAAGAAGAAGCUUCUAGAAGAACCGUUGUGGAGGACGUAUUGUAAUGGGAGGAAGUGUGGGUAUGCGAACAGACGGGAGUGUGGGCCGGAGGAGUGGAAGAUUCUGAAGGCGGUGGAGCCUAUUUCGAUGGGUGCUGGUGUGUUGCCGGUGACUGAUGGUGACGGGAAUGGAGCUGGGUCCGAAGGUGAGCUCAUGUACAUGAGAGCCAAGUAUGAGAGGGUUGUUGGGUCUAAGGACUCUGAAGCUUUCUAUAUGAUGAACCCUGAUGGGAGUGGUGGUCCUGAACUCAGCAUUUACUUGCUUAGAGUUUAGAAUAUGGCGGUUACUUCUUCCAAGACAUGCUCAUGUGAAAAAUGAUAUUUGGGAACGGUUAAAUAGUUUGAUAUUUAUAAUUGAAAAUCUUUGAUUAAACUAUUUGACUAUUCCCUAUAUUUUUCUUAUGGAAUGUAUUUAUGGAAGUAGCCACAUUAGAAUAUUGUUAUUUAAUUUGCAUAAUAAACUACCACUUCGUACUUGAAAAAUUUGAGGCCUAACAUUUAGUUGGUUUAUAUUUUUAAUAAUUAGAAUGGUGGGUGUUCAAAUCUGUCAAGUAUGGAAUGAGAGUUUAUCUUCUUUAAGUGUUAUCUGUCAAGUACUAAUGAUAGACGAGAGCAUAUCAAUACAGCGUUCCAUAAGUGUUAUCUUCUUUAAGUAACAUUAGUUCAAGAAUUCUGCAUAGGCAUCGUGUUAGUACUUCAAGAUUAGGGGGUUAUGUAUUUUUGGUAUGUUUGCAAUCGAUGUGUAAAGAAGGGUGAUAUGGGGGUGGUAGUUUCCUUUAUUGCUUGUUGUCUUUAUUGACUUUUUGGGAUAUUUUACGUUGGAGGUUUUGAAAGUGGCUUUAGUAGUAAUAUAAAAGGUGGUGGUGAAAUUAAUUGUUAUUUGGAUUCC